AUGGGGAAAUUAGCCCUCAGUCAAGUUGAUAAAGUCGAAGAAAUGAUGGACCCUGUGUGCCAUGUGGGAGCUUCGACAAACCCAUCGCAAUUCGAAGUUCCCGAAGACAUGCAACACCUUGGAAUCGGAGGCAUCGGGAUCGGGGAUGGUCACCACAAUAGCUUUGUGAACACUCUAAUAUAUUCUCAGGAGUCCGAUGGACUCAUCAUGGGUAGCGACGAACUGGCCACGGAAAUCGUUGGGGAGAUCAUGCCGGUUCCGGAAACCGUUGCUCAACACCAAGAGGUGAUACACAUGGACCUCGCGAGAGACGAGAUCAUAAUCAACGGGAAAGACAUGCGCGACCGAUCGCCUUCUCGGGACAGCUUGAAGGAUGGCAUCGUACUCGAGGUUCCAGACAUCAAGCAGGAGUUGGCUGGCUUAUCCGACGAAGAUCACGAAGAGAUAGUCGAGAACUCGACGCAAUUCUUCCUCGACGAAAGUUCGGAAGUACCGGUGGACAACGUCGAGGAAAUAACUUCGGAUCUGAUACAGCUUCCCUCCAAAUCGGAACCACAGGAAGAGGGCCAGAUAACUUCAGGAUACUCGUGCUUGGAAUGCGGGGCAGUGCUAAGGUCAAGGGCUAUUGCGAAGGAGCACCUGACAACAGUACACAACUAUCAAUGCAAGUCGAAAAAGAAAUCGCGACACCAUCGUCACGGCUCGGUCUCCUCUACUUCGGUGCUCGCUCAAGAUGCGUUGACGCUGAACUCCACCGACGCCAAUGGUGUCCAGACAUACCGAUGCCCCUCGUGUAGUUACUCGACGCAUCGGCGUGAUAAACUCGACAAACAUGCGAUGAAACACGUUCUUCAGGAUGGUUUUCAUCCGUGCGGGAAGAAACGUCACCGACCGGAGGCUCCGCCGCAGCGACACCGCCACAAUGCCGAAGAAUACCACUGCCCCUAUUGUCCAUAUGGCUGCACUGUAUAUAAAGCUUUGAUAAAGCAUGAGAAAAUGCACCUCCAGGGCAAAGAAACGCCAUUAAAGAUUUCGUGUAAAGUGUGCGGAAAGGAUCGCUCGUCCGAAGAUGAUAUGAACAAACACAUGAGGAAGCAUCGACAAGGUGAAAAUUUCGGCUGCGACAUUUGCGACUUUACAUCGAUCCAGUUGAAGAAAGUCAUUCAACAUCGCCGAAUGCAUACGGGAGAGAAACCACAUUUGUGUCCCCACUGCAGCUACAGAUCAGCGCGAAGAGACAACCUCAGGUCUCAUGUCCGCCGCAUGCACAAAAAAGACAACAUGUACAUUGACACUUUCAAUCCCACGGGAGGAUCCAGUGGGCAAGGCUCCCAACAAAAUGAACAGGCGGGGCUCGAAGAACAUACAGAACUGGCCGCAUCCUACUAGGAGAAUGGAUGGGAGAGAAGUUUCCUUUACUGUGAUUUAUGUAACUACGUUCACGUCACUGAUAUCCCCGUUCACAAGGCGAAGAUACCGGGAAGAUUGCAACUUGCUUACCAUUAUGAAUCAUCUGCAUGGAUACGUCACAAAUGACCAACAUCAGGACAUUUGCGCGAAUCAUACGAAGACAAAAUUUGCCGAGCAUUGAUCUCUUGAGUUCCUUUCAAUGCAACUAUCCCCUUGUUCCCCUCUUGUCUUCUCGCAAGACAUACAUCUCGCAACUACGGCACUUCACGACUCACGAUGAAGGUUGAAAGUUGAUAGUAAAGUAGUAGCGA
This is a messenger RNA of Galendromus occidentalis (western predatory mite), 1721 nucleotides long. Its product is annotated as RE1-silencing transcription factor. The transcript has 13 exons. The coding region runs from base 1 to 1389 and encodes 462 amino acids. The record is from RefSeq and is a predicted model, not a curated record. NCBI's taxonomy places the organism in Eukaryota, Metazoa, Arthropoda, Arachnida, Mesostigmata, Phytoseiidae.